This is a messenger RNA of Orcinus orca (killer whale), 4133 nucleotides long. It is a transcript of the gene POF1B, whose product is annotated as POF1B actin binding protein. Gene Ontology annotation, biological process: bicellular tight junction assembly; actin filament organization; epithelial cell morphogenesis. The transcript is spliced from 16 exons. Gene Ontology annotation, cellular component: actin filament; adherens junction; bicellular tight junction. The coding region runs from base 108 to 1739 and encodes 543 amino acids. The record is from RefSeq and is a predicted model, not a curated record. Lineage: Eukaryota; Metazoa; Chordata; Mammalia; Artiodactyla; Delphinidae. Gene Ontology annotation, molecular function: actin filament binding.
CUAACGUGUGCCUGCCUGCCUGCUUUCCUACCCCUUUCUUUCAUGAUCUCUCUCUGUUUGUUCCUUAGGGAGAGCAUCUGGGGAGUACCUUGGUGACCACUGAGAAGAUGAUGAGCUCAAACUAUUGGAGUGAGAUGAGCAGCAGCAGCUGUGGGACUCAGCAAUCCCCAGAAGUGCUGCAGUGCCAGCCCCAGCAUUACCGCUGCUACCAUCAGUCAAGACAAGCCCAGCAGCCUCCAGAAAAAAAUGUAGUGUAUGAGCGAGUGAGGACCUACAGUGGGCCCAUGAACAAGGUGGUUGAGGCCUUGGACCCCAUCGGCUCACGGGAAGUGUGCUCCCCUCUCAAAACUGCCUCCUCCUACCAAAGCUUGCUUUGGAGCGACCGUUCCCAGGAACUUCAUUCUACAACUCUGAAAAUAUCUACUUGUGCCCCAAGCACUGUACAUAUAACCCCAAAUAUUGAACAGGAACUCCAUUCUCCAACAGUGAAAGUCACUACAUAUCCGCAGACCACUAUUAGGCAAUAUGUAGUGCAAAAUCCUGAACAGGAACCACUGUCGCCAUUCCUAAGAGGAGGCCAUUUCUUUCCAGGAAAUAAUGUCAUUUAUGAAAAAACCAUAAGAAAAGUGGAGAAGCUAAAUACGGAUCCGGUGAUAAUUCAGGAUGAUGGCCCUGAAAAAUUGGACCCCAAGUAUUUUGGAGAGUUGCUUGCUGAUCUAUGCCGUAAAAAUACAAAUCUAUAUCACUGCUUAUUAGAACAUUUGCAGAGAAUUGGAGGAAGCAAACAGGACUUUGAGUCUACAGAUGAGUCAGAAGACACUGAAUCGUUGAUUCCUAAAGGAUUGUCAGAAUUUACAAAACAGCAAAUUCGCUAUAUUCUGCAGAUGAGGGGUAUGUCUGAUAAAUCACUCCGGCUAGUGCUGUCCACAUUCAGCAACAUACGGGAGGAGCUUGGAAAUCUUCAGAAUGACUUGACAUCACUGGAAAAUGACAAGAUAAGACUUGAGAAAGACUUGGCAUUCAAAGAAACUCAAAUAAAAGAGUAUGAAGAACUCUUAGCAUCAGUGAGAGCAAAUAAUCGCCAGCAGCAGCAAGGACUUCAAGACUCAACCUCAAAAUGCCAAGCAUUGGAAGAAAACAACCUUUCUCUUCGGCAUACACUAUCAGACAUAGAAUAUAAACUAAAAGAACUGGAAUACUGUAAGCGUAAUUUAGAGCAAGAGAAUAAAAAUCUUAGAGUGAAGCUCUCAGAGACUUGCACAGGCCCGAUGCUGCAGGCUAAAAUGGCUGAGAUUGGCAACCAUUGCAUGGAGAUGGUAAAAAGCUUAAGAAUGGAGAAAGAUAGAGAGAUCUGCAAACUAAGGACUCAAUUAAAUCAGUACCAAAAAGAUGUUUCAAGAAGAGAAGGAAGUUGCAGUGACUUCCAAUUCAAGAUUCAUGAACUGACAAGCUUGCUGGAAGAGAAGGAUUCCCUUAUAAAGCAUCAAUCGGAGGAACUCUCGAAGUUGAGACAAGAAAUAUAUUCAUCUCAUAACCAACCCUCCAGUGGUGGAAGGACAACUAUUACCACUAGAAAAGCUCCUGGGAUUCUGCUUUGGAGUUGGCCCCACCUCUGCAUGUACAGGUCACAAUAUCCUAUCUUAGGCCUCCUGUAUGAUGACUAUGAAUAUAUACCACCAGGUAGUGACACACAGACUAUUGUGAUUGAGAAAAUAGAAGACAAAUGGACUUGUCCGUGAAUGAAUCUCCAACUCAAAGGAAAUUUUUUUGUCUUCAUUAGUACUUUGUUAUUUUUCCAUAACUAAAGCCAAUCAAUAUUUUGAACCAAGCUACUACCCAGGAAGUCUAAUGGAAUUAAUUAGAUAUACAGAUGAGAGUUUCUCCAACCAUUUAUAAGGCCUGAAUCCUUUCUAUCACAUUUUUGUAUUCAGUAUAGCAACACACCACUUUUUUUUUAACAUCUUUAUUGGAGUAUAAUUGCUUUACAAGGGACACCACUUUUAAAACUCAAUUACAGGCACUGUAGGACUUAAUCCACUAUUUUUCAAUAGGGUGCUUCCUAGACACUGAAUUAACUUUGUUGGGGUAGAGAUUUUACAAGUUAUUCCAUUAGAAGAUUUUUCUAUGAUAUUAGAUGUGCAAUUUAGCUACAAGAGUAAAUACUGUGUUUUAACAACAACAAAAAGCAAUACUAUUGAAUUAAAAACAACAGUUUAGUGCAUGGUAUAUACAGCAUAUAUUUGCUUUUCUCACAUUAGACUUUGUGAAUAAAAGAGGUGAUUUAUUACAUGCUAUUCAUACCUCUUGGAGACAGAACUAAAUCAAAGGUGAUGAUUAAUUUCAUUUAGCAGGGAAGUGGGAAGCAUAUUUUUUAAAAUACCUAAAUCCACUAAAUUGUACAUUAUGCUAUUAUGGUUCUAAGUACAUAUCAGUAGCUUGGCAAAUCUGUUCUUUUGAAGCAUAUCAUCCCCAAAUGAGCCCACCCACUUCCUUAAAAACCUGUAACACUGGGCUUCCCUGGUGGUGCAGUGGUUGAGAGUCCGCCUGCCAAUACAGGGGACACGGGUUCAUGCCCUGGUCCGGGAAGAUCCCACAUGCCGCAGAGCGGCUGGGCCCAUGAGCCAUGGCCGUUGAGCCUGCGCAUCCAGAGCCUGUGCUCCGCAACAGGAGAGGCCAGAACAGUGAGAGGCCCACAUACCGCAAAAAGACAGACAAACAAACAAAAAACCUGUAACACUACUAUUAUAGUAACUGGUGGAAGGAAGGUGGGCUUUUUUUUUUAUAGCAGUAGACAAAACAACAUUGAAAUACUGUGUAAAAGCUUAAGGAAUAAAAAUAACGAAAACAAAUACUUGAUAUGUGUAUUCUACUUGGGAGAGACUUUAUAGUAGAAUAUUUAAUGUACUUAGAAGUUGGUUGAUUAAUUGGGUUCUAAUGACCUUACUAAAAGUGAACUAAAGUAUUUUCUAAAUACAGUAGUAGAUAAGAAUAAAUUUUUAAAAUGUCAAGGCCUUUGGUUAAAGUUAAGAAUUAGCAAAAAUUAAACUGUUUGCAUUUGACAAAGUAUAGAUUAAGAUAACAAAUAAAUUUGGGUUUAAAUGUGAAUGAGAUUUUGCACUGAAAUGUCUCUGCAAGUAACUAUAUAGAAUUCUGUCAUUCCUUAUAAUUAUAUUCUAAUAAUUAUCCAUUAUAUUAAGAAACUGUUAAGAUAGCAACAUAUAAGGCACUACAUGAAAUCAAACCACAAAUGAAGAGAGAAAAUGCUUUUAAUACUUAUGUAAAUAUCCAAAUAAGUUUUGAUAUGAAGCUAAAAGCCUUAUUUUAUUUUAAUACCUCAACUAAAAUGUUAAGCUUGAGAACAUCCUGGCGGUCCAGUGGUUAAGACUCUGCCCUUCCACUGCAGGGGGCAAGGGUUUGAUCCCUGGUUGGGGAACUAAUAUCUUCCAUGCCGUGCAGUGUGGCCAAAAAAAGAAAAUAUAUUAAAAAAUAUUAAAUGUUAAGCUCUAUAAUGUGGAUUGAUACAAUUCCAGUCUUAUUAGUUAUUUUGUGAUAGAAAAUGUUAAUAUUCUUUAUGAGCUAUGUAGUCCUUACAUUUUUUCCCUUGGUGUAAGAACAGGGUAGUUUCUCCUCUGCUAACUACUCAUAUGUGUAACUGUAAUUAUGCCAUGUUAUCUACCCAUUGCAUAUAAGUGAAAGUUUUUAGUAGCUUGAUAGAAAAGUGCCACCAUAACUGUCUGAAAAUUAGAACAAGUGUGAUUUUCCUAAAAUACUCUUAAAUAAAAAUAAGUGUCCAAAAUUUGGGAUAGUUAAGAAGUCAGCACUUCAUUGGCUCACUUGAUCCAUGCAUAGUGAGAAAUGCGGGUCAUAACAAGGUGCUUAUUAUACUUAACAAAGUUAAAUGUAUGUAUUUCUUUUCCAAUUUUUGAUUAAGCUCAAUAGAAAUACUAGUGAUUUUUUCCUCUCACAAGUUUCGCACAGCUUAUCUCUGAAAAUUGCAAAGAUAUUGUUGGAUGAGGAAUGCCUGUUUAUCUAAUUUCUAUUCCCAGCAUAUUUUGCUUUAGAUGUUGAAUAAAAUGGAGACUGUGCAAUGACAUGCAAAGUAAUUUGUUUAAGUGUGUAAAUAAAAUAUAUAU